Somion occarium is the source of this 1583-nucleotide messenger RNA. The record is from the annotation of a GenBank genome assembly. Lineage: Eukaryota; Fungi; Basidiomycota; Agaricomycetes; Polyporales; Cerrenaceae.
AAUGUUACUGAGAUACUGUAUUGGGCGCUUCGUUUAACUCAGUCGUGAAGCUGUUACUGCACUGACUCUCGACAACGAACUUGAAUUUCGAAUGAAACUUCGCUUCUCUCCAUCAUCAUUGUGACAGUGUUCUGCACCAAGCAAGUAUAUCUACAUGGCUGAGACUACUGUAGAAGUGACAGUGUCCCCUGGCUUGACCGCCCCGAGCGACGCUAGCGAUGGCAGUUCCGCACAGACAAACCCACAGGAUCUACUGCUCGUCGUGUUCAUUCAUGGUUUCAAGGGGACAGACUCCACAUUCGCACAAUUCCCAGAGAGACUUCGACAUGUCCUUGCAGAGACCAUCUCAGACGUUGUUGUGGAAAGCAUAGUGUUCCCUGCUUAUGAGACCAAGGGAGAAUUGACCGCAGCCGUAAUACGCUUUGCUGACUGGCUAACCAACCUAACUGUCCAACGAGAAGUUGCGUACGGUGUUGGUGGAGGAGCUGGCAAGGCUAAAAUCAUACUUUGUGGACAUAGCAUGGGUGGCCUCUUGGCUGCGGAUGCCCUGAUUGAAUUUGUGCGGACUCGUCCCGAUUCGCGUGCACCAUUAUGGCCAAACAUCGUUGCAUGCCUCGCAUUCGAUACACCGUAUUUCGGUCUACAUCCAUACGUCUUCAAGAACACGGCGGCCCAAGCGGCUGGCUACGUCCGGACUGCACACAGUCUCAUCUCAAACCUGAGCUUCGGUUCGAAGGCACAGGCCCCGACCGCCGCAUCCCAGGCACCGAUAGCAGCAAUAGAAGCACCGCCUGCUAGUACUCAAGCAACAGGUUCAAUCUGGCAAAAAUGGGCUCCAGCGGCAUACGCGGUUGGAGGAGCGCUUAUUGCUGGAGCUGCUGCUGGUACUGCCUAUUACAAGCGAGAAGAUUUGAGUGUAUCCUAUACAUGGGCCACAGAUCACAUGAAAUAUGUGGGCACUCUAUGGGAUGAAGCUACUCUCAAGCGGCGAGUAGACACAUUGUUCCAGAUUGAUCAGAGCAUGGGCGUACUGUUCCGGGAUUUCUAUACAAACCUACCAACAAAUCCGCCGAAGUUCGUCGAUCCACGAACAUUCAUCAUAUUACCAAAGUCAUCAACCCGUUAUGCAUCGCAUUUCCUUCCUGCAAAUAACAGCCUCGCGUCAGAUGAAAUUUCAGCCCACACCGGCAUGUUCGAUGCGAAGACAAACGACGGCUACUACGAGCUUGGACUCAUGGCCGCACAGCUCAUACGAGAUGUUGUCAUAUCGAUACGCACGGCAAGAGAGAGUGUGGAACCUAAACCAGCGAAGAAAACACCUGAAGCUAGCCCUGCGCAGGUGAAUCAAGAUGCCACUGUCAAGGAGAAGCCAGCUGAAGAGAAUCAUUCCACGCCAGAGGAUGAAGUAAAGCAAGAUUCACCUUUGCUAUGAUUCGGUGAAUGUGCACACAAUAAAUCCAUUUAUCUCUAAUGUAACAUAUUAUUCACGGACUUGUACAUACUGUAUCAUAUAUCAUCGGGCUAGAUGCUUUAAAGAUAGUCGCAUGGCAUACGCAUCCUCGCCAUCAGCAUCUACAGGAUAU